This is a messenger RNA of Rangifer tarandus platyrhynchus (Svalbard reindeer), 837 nucleotides long. Lineage: Eukaryota; Metazoa; Chordata; Mammalia; Artiodactyla; Cervidae. The record is from the annotation of a GenBank genome assembly.
AUGUCAGCCCCGGGACCAGAGGUCCCCGCACUCCACGGAUGCAACCAAGGCCCCAGAGUAUCCGCCUCCCAGGAGCUCCUGGGGGUCAACCCAGCAGUCUUGAGGGACCGUCUCCCACCCCUGGGUGCUCUCCUGACAAAGCUCACCUCUUUCCUGCUCCUGGGAGCCCAGGAUCAAAUAAAGAAACUGGCCCACAAGGAGUGCCUCGUGGACCGGAACCCCGAGUGCUAUCAGAGAGAUGUUUCUAAAGCACAGACCUGGCUGCACCCUCUGUGUCGAGUUCUCCAAAGCCCCCCGCCUGUGCCCACAGACUCCUGCUCUGCGAUGCUGAGACUCGGAAAGGCGAAGACCCAGGGCUCAGGUCUGGCAGGUGAGAAGACCCCAUCGGCCCCAGCCUGCGUUUCCCUGAAAGCCGAGUAUCACGUGCACACACGGCAGUUUAUCUGGGAAGAAGGUCCAGGGCGCAAGGGUGAGCAGAGGAGGGAAAGUCAACACAAGGACGUGUUACCAGACUGGCCACCAAGGCGACUGCCUGGAAAGAGAUCCUGCCGGGCUGGAGAUCCCCCGAGGGCCUCUGAGAACCGUUGGCCCGAGAGGCGGGGCAUUCCCCCCGCGCCCCAGCCCGUCACACUGGCCUUUAUUUCCAGGGGGCCUGUGAGAGCCGGGAGCACCCCUGCUGGGAUGGGACCCAUGCAAGCAUCCUUAGUGACCGAGUGUGGACGCAGCCUCUCAACGGCCCCGCAGCGCGGGGACAUCAAGAGCGGAGGGCUCACCCCAGUAGACAGGACCACCUUGCAGCUGAUGGCCGUGAAGCAGCAGUCCCCAAACUUGAACUGA